AUGUCCAGACAGUUCCGCGGUGAUGAUCAUGAGCCUACCUGGGAGGAGGUUAAGGGUCUCCUAGCCGACCCCGAGGCCCCUGUGGAACAGAGGUAUCGCGCCCUCUUCUAUGCCCGCAGCCGGGACGAUUCUGAGGCGAUUGAGGCUCUUUAUAAGGUUUUGGAGCCCGAGACCAAAUCGGUCCUCCUCCGACAUGAAGCAUGCUAUUGCAUCGGCCAGAUGGAGCAUGGAUUGGAAGGCGCAUGGAAGCUCGAGAGCGUCAUGGACGACGUUAACGAGCACCCCAUGGUGCGGCAUGAAGCCAUUGAAGGCCUCGCUGCGUGUGGCUCCGUGGACUCCCUUGAGAAGAUCCGUCCCUAUCUGACCCAUGAGAACGAGGCUAUCCGGGACACCGCUACCUUAGCCGUCGAAUCCCUUGAGAACCUCAAGCAGACCAAGGACACCGAUGCCCAGCGUAGCGAGUUCAACACUGUCGACCCCAUCGGAGCCAAAGCCCGUCAGCAUGCCACCAAGACUGAGGAGGCCGCCCAGCGUCUCAUGGACCCCAAGGCCAAGCUCUCUGACCGGUAUGCUGCCAUGUACCAGCUACGUGCCGCUACCUUGCCUGGCUCAGUGUCCCCCGACCCUGAAGCGCUCAAGGCCCUAGCUCGAGUACUUAGGGAAGACCACACCUCAGCUUUGAUGAGGCAUGAGCUUGCCUUCGUUGUGGCCCAGGUCGCUUUCGAUGCCGAUAGAGAGAUGACCCUCUCGAGCGUCCAAGCCCUUAUCGAUUCUGUGAAGGAUACCGACGAGGCCUGCAUGGUUCGCCAUGAGUCCGCUGUGGCUCUCGGCUCCGUCGGUGGUGAGGAAGCCACCAAGUUCCUAAGGGAAUACGUCCAAAGGCCCGUGAACCAUGACGAGGAUGAAUCUGUGGUUAUCGAGAGCUGCAAGGUAGCAUUGGAUGCCAUCAACUUCUGGUCGGACAUGACGACUAUCGAGGAGCAGCCAACGGAAGGCUCAGCCAUCACUGCUUAAACUCCUGUGGCUCUAACGUUUAAUAAAUCUCUAAUAACAUUACCUCGGGGCUGAUCUCCGAGUUUGGUAAUAAGGAGGCAGUUUGCUUACUCUACGAGUUUCUUAUAAAGUACUGUCGUAUCUUUUCACUGCGUG
Messenger RNA from Perkinsus marinus ATCC 50983, 1149 nucleotides. RefSeq lists its product as hypothetical. The transcript has 8 exons. Bases 1 to 1014 code for a protein of 337 amino acids. The record is from RefSeq and is a predicted model, not a curated record. NCBI's taxonomy places the organism in Eukaryota, Perkinsozoa, Perkinsida, Perkinsidae. Gene Ontology annotation, molecular function: oxidoreductase activity.